Drosophila biarmipes is the source of this 2125-nucleotide messenger RNA. RefSeq names its product augmin complex subunit dgt6 (gene dgt6). Gene Ontology annotation, biological process: spindle assembly. NCBI's taxonomy places the organism in Eukaryota, Metazoa, Arthropoda, Insecta, Diptera, Drosophilidae. The record is from RefSeq and is a predicted model, not a curated record. Gene Ontology annotation, cellular component: mitotic spindle microtubule; HAUS complex. The transcript is spliced from 4 exons. Gene Ontology annotation, molecular function: microtubule binding. The coding region runs from base 127 to 2088 and encodes 653 amino acids.
CUGCAACGUACAAAAGGAAAACAAAACCCGAGGGAAAACUUCAAACGAAACCGCCAUAUUUUCUUUCUGUUCUCUUUUAAUUUAUUGCCUGUAAAAUUUGUUUAAAAUAAUAAUAAUAAUAAAAGUAUGGAUCGCACAACCAUUGCGCCCUGGAAGGCCGAAGAGAAGGAGCAGAGCGAGAAGCUGCACAGGAAGCUGCAAGGACUGGCUUUGGUGCAUCCUUUGCCGGAUGAGUUGCGGAAACUGGUCGCCUGGGACAUGUUCCUGAAACCCAACCAGGUGGCCUUCGUCCAUGUGAUGCACUACCUGUUCCGGCUGCUGGACCCGGCGGAGUUCAAGCGGCGCUUCUUCUGGCCCAUCACGGACAAGAAGUCGGAGGCAAACUUCAGGUCCAGCACGGUGGAGUACCUUAAGCACCUGAACGAAAAACAUCAGCUGCACUGGGCCAACAUUAAGUCCUAUCUGGUGGUCAUGCCCGGUGGCAUGAGGUUUAUCAACUUCCUGCUCGAAUUUGUGGGCUUUGUCAUCCAGGAGCUAAUUAAACAGCGCGAGAAGUCACUCGGCCUCGAGGCGGGUACACCUUAUGUGUGUGCCAAGGUCAUGGCCCGCCAAAAUGCCGUGAUGAAAGAGUAUGCCUCCGGCUAUGUUAUCAAUCUGGAGGAGAACACGGCCCUAUUGCGACACAAAACACUGAAGAUAAGGCGUCUGACAAGCGAUCUGUCGGCGGACAUGGGAGUGCCCGUGGAGCAACUGGUGGACGAUGGAUUCCUGGAUGAAUUUGAGGCCAAUGCUGCACUCGGCGUGGAGCGGGUGAUAAUCCAACCCACCGAAAAGAAGGUUGACCUGGAGAAAUCUCUGUGCGGUCUCAAGGAGACUAUCGAACAGUUCCAGUCCAAGCAGGCAGAGCACAAUCAAAGCAAGGAGGCGGUAGACAAGGCUUUGCGGGGCAUGCGAGUGCUGUUCGACUGUGAUCCUGUCACAGAAGGCGACUUUUACGAUCCCUUGGGAGGCUCCAAGUUGGAAGCCCUCGUGAACUCCUUCAAUCGGGUCAGCGGCCCAAUUGCCGAGCAAUUGGAUGCCAACGACCACUACAACGAAUCAAAUGCAUUUGUCACCACUGAUUUGCAGGCACUUCGAGUGGAACUGACCCAAUCCGAGGUCCAGCUUAACAAUUUACUAAAAAAGCUGAAUGAGCCCAGCAAGAAGGAAAAGGGAAAUGCCAGUGGAAGCGCCUCUGCCAAGGGACAGCUGCUUCAGCCGGCCACGCCGCGCUUUGAUUCCGUUAUCAGCUCCAAGUUUGUUUCCACUCCUCCCAUCAAGAUCGACUUAGCCGGCGGAAUCGGCCGCACUGCACCAGUGCGUCUUGCACUCCAGGACGAUUUCAAUGACAAACAGUUUGAUGCCUUGAGCAACAGUUUACUUGCACCUGCGCCACCCCGAUCAGCAAGGAAGCUAAAAAUCCUAGAUCAGUCGGCGGGCAUUGAUCUGAAUGGCACCUUAAACCGAUCCAAGAUCAACGAUCCAAUGCAAAUGCUGCGCACCAUUCACAAGAACACUUCGAAGGUCAAGGCAGCGCCGCAGCCCAAUCUCUCCGCUCUCGGAAGCAAGUGGAAGCAAAUGCAGGCCUCCUUCGGCUUCGAUGAGCCACCGGUGAGUGGAGCAACCGCGAUUUCUCCGCAGACCUCACCUGCAGAGCCUAGCGAUCCCUUUACACCUCUGAGCAACAGCGAGUGCACGCGCAUUGAACGCAAUCCGCGCACUUCGGAAAACAACAGCUCGCUGGUUGCCAAGAAUGCUGCAGUGAUGAAGGUCCUCGAAGUGUCUCGGAAUGUGCUGAACUUGAGUACCUCGCCGUCUGGUCGGCUGGAUGCGCUGGUACCUCCCACCGAGGCCCAACAGCAGGAUACGCCUCGACUUCUUCUUAACGACAGAACCAUCAAUGAUUCACUGCCGCUAGAACCAGACUUCAAUGCAGAAAACGACCCGAAUGCAUUGAAUGUUUCGCAUAAGUUCGAUUUUGAUCAGAUCGGAGGUGAUGAUGACCUGCAGAACAUCAGUGAUAGUGUGCUUAAAGAUCUUAUAUUGUAGUUGAAUUCAAUGAAGAUAGCAAUGACUGUUCAGGUAA